CCAGUUGUUCUCACGACGAGCAUCAAGAAAGCUAUCUCCAGCUCCCCCCAGCGACCAUCCUCAAGAGAAUUCCGACAAAAAUGAAGUACAACGCCGACGUUUCCUCCUCACGGCGCAAGGCACGCAAGGCCCACUUCGAUGCGCCCUCUUCUAUCCGACGAAAAAUCAUGUCUUCGGCGUUGUCCCGGGAGCUUCGUACCAAGUACCAGUCCCGCUCUUUACCCAUUCGUAAGGAUGAUGAAGUGAGGAUUGUACGAGGAAAAUACAAGGGACGGGAGGGCAAGGUCACACAGGUGUACAGGAAGAAAUGGGUGAUACACGUUGAGCGUGUCCAGAGGGACAAGUCGAAUGGUGCGACUGCGUCGAUUGGUAUUCACCCCAGCAACGUCGUUAUCACCACGAUCAAGUUGGACAAGGACAGGCGUGCAAUCCUCGACAGGAAAAACCGAAACAAGUCUGGUCAAGACGUUGAGAUGGUCGACUAAUGGUAUGGAGGGUUUCCGUUUAUUCUACCUUGUCUUCACGUAUGUGUCUAUGGUGUCUUCCCUUAUGUCGCACGAGAUAUGCAACGCAGGUGAUUGGCCUCGCUGGAACAUGAAAAUACACGCAUCUUCGAAAG
Messenger RNA from Marasmius oreades (fairy-ring Marasmius), 619 nucleotides. It is a transcript of the gene RPL26A, whose product is annotated as 60S ribosomal protein L26A. The record is from RefSeq and is a predicted model, not a curated record. Gene Ontology annotation, cellular component: cytosolic large ribosomal subunit; ribosome. Gene Ontology annotation, biological process: cytoplasmic translation; ribosomal large subunit biogenesis. Bases 81 to 485 code for a protein of 134 amino acids. Lineage: Eukaryota; Fungi; Basidiomycota; Agaricomycetes; Agaricales; Marasmiaceae. The transcript is spliced from 5 exons. Gene Ontology annotation, molecular function: RNA binding; structural constituent of ribosome.